UCCCAUUUCAAGUUGGAAUCAUAACAUUCCAUAAUAUUGCUAUCAUUUUGUACCUUCUACGUAUGAAGAGUGCAUCAAAGGGGAGGUAAUUCCAGCAACAGGUCUAUUUCAUUAAAAGACCCCCUUUUUCAUAUAAAAUAGUAGAUUACUGGGAUUUAUUUAUUAGAAAAUGUUAAAUCUAUAAAUAAAAUUAAAUUUCCAAACAAUUUAUGCAUCUAAUAUCACAAAUUUUAAAUCUUUAAUCUUUUGAAAGAUAAUUUUAAAUGCUUAAAAAUAUUCAUUUUUGUCAGUUUUUAAAUUUUAAUUGCAAAUGAACGGCCAAAAGUCCAAAGUACAAUUUUUUAUAUUUUACAGACAAGGAUUUGAUAUCAAAGUAUUAUACACUUUUAAAGAAAUUUAAGCGUUACUUUUGCAGCAACACCUAUUUCAAAAUUGACCAUAUAACACAAAAUGAAAAAAGUUUGGCACAAUGCCAAAUUACAGGCUCCUUGUAAUCUCUAUAUGGACACUUAUGAUGUCAAACACGAUUUCUCCAUAAGUGGUUUACAUGGAAAUAUCAUAAAAAAUCCAUUCUUUUCAUAAGCCUUCAGAAUUGAUUUGCAUUUUUGAAAAAAUAAAACCCUAAUAUUUAAGGAUUUUUCUUGUGUUCAAAGACUAAUCCACGUGUAAAUACAGAAUGCGCUGUUACUAAAAAUAGAAACGACCUAUCAAUAAAUUGACCUCAAAUUAUAAUUAUUCCAACCAUAUACUCCAAUGAUAUAAAUGAUUAAAAAUGAUAUUGAUGACCACCAUUUCCUUCAUUUUUAUAUAUUUGCAUGGUUUUCUCGUAGACAAGCUCUUAAGUCAAUUUCAAUCCACUUUGGUUUGCACAUAUUUUAUUGCAAAUGAUAAUACGAAAUGUUCAAAUGUAAGUUCUAACAAUUUUACUUCAUUCAGAGACUCUGAUUAGGUUUUCUAACACAAAUAUUAUAACAGUUUGUAAACCUUAUUUUUUGGUUCGCUAAAAAGAAAUUUAAAAAAAAAAAAGGAAGAAAAAAUCACGGACGGAAUUAUUGAAUCUUGGUCUUUGGCUAAGUUUGGUAAGCGCGUAUCUAUUGUGACGUCAAAAUGGAAACGUCACAAAUAUCAUGAAAAGUCGAUGACGAAAGCAUACCGGCGACCUACGUAAGAGUCUGAAAACUUUUUGUCCUUGAAGACUUGUAAGAUUUAGAAGGUGCUAGACAUUCAAAUCACGGAUGGAGCUACAGGUGUUACUCACAGUCGGGAUCGGCGUUCUCUUCCUUGUUCCGGCACAAUGCUUUGAGAACCUUGCACGAAAUCCGAAGUUCAGCGGCACACCAACACAGAGUACCCAAAACAAUCAAGGAGAUGCUUCACCUGACAAUGCUGUGGACGGGUUCUUACAGAGAGACGGCUCCGGUCUAGAAGACUGCUCCUAUACAUUGGCUAAUGACUUCACCACAGCAUGGUGGAAAAUUCCGCUGAAAGUCUUUGCUAAUGUGGCGUAUUUGCAAAUCCAUUUCCGCAGAGGAACUAACAGUCGACAAGUGGGGUUUUCAGUAUAUGCCUUUAACGAAACCACCUUCCUACCACCGAACUCUAGGAGUGGAAUUCGUGCAUUUCGUCACGACAUCACCACAUGUCUUCCACUGAUUUACAACGUAACUCUCAAUAAAGUGACGAAGGGGAUCGCUUUAUAUAACUCCAGAAAAGAUAAAGAAACGUCGGAUUGUGCGGGAUUUGAACCGACAUUUGCUACCAUUGAAGUCUGUGAAAUAUUGAUCAUGGGUUGUGAAGAGAAACAUUAUGGAGAAAAUUGUACAUCUUGCGAUUCAAAAUGCUUAGACAGCCAGUGUGACGUAUUUGAUGGGUCCUGUAGGUAUGGAUGUCAAACUAGUACGAUGAUCGCUCCUGAAUGUGAAGUUUGUGAAGGACCGUUCUAUGGAGAAAACUGUACUGAACCCUGUGGACAUUGUUUAAAUGGAAAUAAAUGUGACACGAAAGGUGUCUGUACUAAUGGAUGUGAACAUCAAUGGGGUGGACCUCUGUGUGACGUUUGCAGUGGCGGAUUUUACGGACCAAAUUGUACACUACAAUGUGGACAGUGUAAAAAUGGUACAUAUUGCAACGCGACAACUGGGAUAUGUCCAGAAGGAUGUCAGUAUAAUUGGAGCGGCGACAAAUGUGAUGUAUGCGCAGAUGACUUCUUUGGACCAAAAUGUACCGGACAGUGUGGAUUUUGUAAGAUUGGUACUACGUGUAACAAUGAAACAUCUGUCUGUCCUGAUGGAUGUCAGGAGCACUGGACCGGGGCAUUGUGUGAUGAUUGUGAAACAGGUUAUUACGGAUCAAACUGUCUACAACAAUGUGGAAAGUGUACGAAGGUGGAAGACUGCAACAGCAGGUCUGGAAUAUGCUUGUCUGAUUGCCAGCAUGGAUGGAGUGGAAACAAAUGUCAUGUGUGUGCGCAUGGAUUUUAUGGAACUAACUGUGAUAAAAGCUGUGGACACUGUGCAUUGAAUGCUUACUGUAACAAAGGAACGGGAGUUUGUCCUAAUGGUUGUGAGCAUCCUUGGGACGGACCACAGUGUGAUGUUUGUAAAGAGGGGUUCUAUGGCUCAACCUGUUCACACCAAUGUGGAAACUGCAAGUUAAAAACAACCUGCAACAAGGUAACAGGUGUGUGCCCAGAUGGCUGCCAGGAAGAAUGGAAAGGAUCCAAAUGUGAAGAAUGUAUGCACGGGUUGUAUGGCAAGGCCUGUGAACUUACAUGUGGAUUAUGUGAAAACGGAGAUCCCUGUGACAAAGAAACUGGUGUCUGUCCAUCUGGAUGCCAGACUCACGUUAGCGGCCCACAAUGUGAUGAUUGUGAGAGUGGAUAUUAUGGGGGAAACUGUACAGAGACCUGUGGAGCUUGUAUAGCCAAAGUAUGCAACAGACUUAGCGGGACUUGUCUUUAUGGAUGCCUGGAGAAAUUUACAGGAUUGAAUUGUGAUAAACAAGCGGUAUCAUUUGAGUACAUGAAAGGAGAAAUGGAUGCUGGUUCAAUUGGUGGGAUCACCGCGGCGGCUGUAAUUGUCGUCAUUGGUGUAGUGGUAUUUUUAGUCUACAUGUAUUUCAGACGAAGACACGCAGAAGCCAAUGACCCCAGCAGAAGAUAUGAAGACAAUACCGAACCAAAUACUGCACCAGACCAAGCCGAAACACCAGAACAAAUAGAGACAAAGACUUAAUGAGCAAACAGUCAAAUGAAAGAAAGAAGACCGGAAGUGUUACUAAAUGGAAAACACCGGAAGUAUUACUAAAUGGAAAACACCGGAAGUGUUACUGAAUGGUUCUCAUUCGGCUUACUCCGAAGAUUGUGUUUAGUAAUUACAUCUUGGAAAAAAGGGACAUUUUUUAUGUGAACUAAGGGAAGUUUUUCCACAUUUUACAUCAGUCGUUUUACUUUCGCAUCGUUUGAGUAAAUUUUCAAACAGGAUUUGUAUGGAAUUUAUUGUAAUCACAUAAAGAAAGAACAUUUUGACUAUGAAAUGGGGGAAAUUUUCCCCGAUAUUAAUCAUUCUUUUCAUUUUCGUACACUUUGAGCUUUUAUGCUAUAGCUGUGACUGGCAAAUGUAUAUGUAUUUUUUUAUAUUAAACAAAUGAUGAUGAA
Ostrea edulis (European flat oyster) is the source of this 3655-nucleotide messenger RNA. Its product is annotated as protein draper-like. NCBI's taxonomy places the organism in Eukaryota, Metazoa, Mollusca, Bivalvia, Ostreida, Ostreidae. The transcript is spliced from 16 exons. Gene Ontology annotation, molecular function: scavenger receptor activity. The record is from RefSeq and is a predicted model, not a curated record. The coding region runs from base 1236 to 3233 and encodes 665 amino acids.